Aspergillus aculeatus ATCC 16872 is the source of this 1822-nucleotide messenger RNA. Its product is annotated as membrane insertase OXA1. Bases 22 to 1509 code for a protein of 495 amino acids. The record is from RefSeq and is a predicted model, not a curated record. Lineage: Eukaryota; Fungi; Ascomycota; Eurotiomycetes; Eurotiales; Aspergillaceae. Gene Ontology annotation, molecular function: membrane insertase activity. Gene Ontology annotation, cellular component: mitochondrial inner membrane. Gene Ontology annotation, biological process: mitochondrial respiratory chain complex IV assembly; protein insertion into mitochondrial inner membrane from matrix. The transcript has 3 exons.
CGGCAUUUCAAUUCAACAACCAUGUUGGGAGGAACUGGUCUUGCUGGUCGCGGCGCUAUGCCUGCCAUUGCCCGCCAGCGAUUGCUUGCUUUCUCGCGCUCUAGUCGAUCGAUGUCCUCAUUCCGACCGCAAGCCUCCGGAAACGCUCUUCGCUAUGGAGCGUCUAGCCGGCCCAUGGCUAAGACUUCCUCGCUGCGGUCUGCGUCCGCCAUCCCUGCUAUCUCCGCUGCUCGUUUCAAUUCGACCACGGCCGCCCCCGCAGACGCUCCUACCGUCGUUCCUACUCCCGAAGUUGUUGAGGCCGUGCCAGACUUGGCGGAGAUUGACAUCACGACGAUCCCGGAGAAGAUUGGCUACCUGAAAGAAUUGGGGUUGGACUACGGCUGGGGUUUCUCCUCGACGAUAGAAUGGAUCAUCGAGCAUGUUCACAUCUACUCGGGACUCCCAUGGUGGGCGAGUAUUAUCAGCACUGGUUUGCUGGUCCGUCUGGCCAUGGUGAAGCCCACGCUCGAGGCUGCCAAUGCCACCACCAAGCUCAACAACAUCAAACACCUCACGACCCCGAUCCGGGCCAAGCAGAUGGCCGCCUCGCGUGAGAGCAACAUGCUCGAGAUGAACAAGGCCCGGGCCGACAUGCAGGAGCUGCACACAAAGCACGGCAUCCAGCCUUGGAAGUCAAUGAUUCCCUUGAUCCAGAUUCCCCUCGGCUUUGGGUGCUACCGGGUAAUCAAAGGCAUGACUUCCUUGCCGGUGCCCGCUUUAACCUCGGAGCAUGUUGGUUGGCUCCAGGAUCUUACAAUCGCCGACCCCCUCUACAUCCUGCCCGCCGUCAGCUCCUUCUUCUUGUACUUUUCCCUCAAGAAAGGAGGAGAGUCUGGAAGCAACGCCAUGCAGAACACCGAGAUCGGAAAGGCGGUGCUGUACGGUCUUCCUGCCAUUUCCUUCAUGUUCAUGGCCUUUUUCCCUGCGGCUCUGCAGUUGUACUUCACGAGCACCGGUCUCGUUGGUAUGACCCAAGCAUACCUGCUUUCCAAGCCUGCUUUCCGCCAAUGGGCCGGAAUCGCCCAGGUGGAAAAGGUUGAGUUGGCUCCUGGCCAAGAGCAGAAGAACCCCAUUCGCAUGCUCCGUGAGAUGAUGGAGGCUGAAACUGCUAAGCAGCGGGAAGCCGCCGCCGUCGCCGCCGCCGCUGCCCGUGCUCCGGAGCAGCAGGUGAGCUAUAUCGACCGUGCGAUUCAAAACUUCAAGCAGUCCAAGGAUAAAAUCAAGCAGGAGGCAAGCAGCAAGAUCGACGAGAUCCGUGGCACGGGACCCAAGCUGAACGAGGACGGGUCGGUGGCGGAGCCCCCGCGGUUGAGCGAGAAGGACCGCAAGACGGCGGAGGACUACGAGAGGCGGAGAAAGGAAGAGGAGGAGUAUAAGCGCGAGGAGCGCAACCGGGCCCGCCGCGAGGCGCACAUGAGGCUGUUGGAGCAGCAGCGCCAGCAGGCCCGUUCAACGAUGAAGCGAUGAAUUCCACACCCUAGAACCUGCACCAGAAAGGAUGCGGACUGGACAUGAUCAGCUAGCUGGAGUGGACUUUUGGGAGUUGUAUUUCUCUGUAUAUUAUGGGUGUUUUGUUCGAUUUUCAUUCUCAUUUUCUUUCAUUUCAUCAUCGGCAUGAUUACCAUGUGCUUCCAACCUCGUUUAAAAAGAAUGCAUUGGGAUUUGGGAUCUGCAAUGAUCUUGUCCAUAGUUUCCUCACGGUUGCAACUCAGUGUCUGGGCUUUGUCAGCACCGGGGAUUUAACUAGUUAUUUAGUUGAAGUCCGUCACCAACAACACUU